CGAGAACAAAGUGGCCAAGCUGCUGCUGGGCUGCCUCAAGUGCUGCUUCUGGUGCCUGGAGAAGUUCCUCAAGUUCCUCAACAGGAACGCCUACAUCAUGAUCGCCGUCUACGGCACCAACUUCUGCACCUCCGCCCGCAACGCCUUCUCCCUGCUGAUGAGGAACAUCAUUCGGGUCGUGGUGCUGGAUAAAGUCACCGAUUUCCUCCUCUUCCUCGGCAAACUCCUCAUCGUGGGCGGCGUUGGGGUCCUCGCCUUCUUUUUCUUCACGCACCGCAUCAAACUGGUGGAGGACACGGCGCCGACGCUCAACUACUACUGGGUGCCCAUCCUGACGGUGCUGGUGGGCUCCUACCUCAUCGCCCACGGCUUCCUCAGCGUCUUUGGGAUGUGUGUGGACACCCUCUUCCUCUGCUUCUGUGAGUGGCCCCCCCGGGACCCCCACCCCAUAUAGGGCUCCCCGCAGCUC
Molecule: messenger RNA, 469 nt
Organism: Meleagris gallopavo (turkey)
Lineage: Eukaryota; Metazoa; Chordata; Aves; Galliformes; Phasianidae
Source: RefSeq, a predicted model, not a curated record